AUGGUAAGAGCAGAACCUGCGGACCUGCGAGUCCUUCCUCCCCGGCGUCUGGGCUUCACGGCCCUCGGCGGCGCGGGGCGCGGGCCUGGCUCAAAGAAGAAAGGACUGAGUGUAGAAGAAAAGAGAGCCCGCAUGAUGGAAAUAUUUUUUGAGACAAAAGAUGUAUUUCAAUUAAAAGACAUGGAGAAGAUUGCUCCUAAAGAGAAAGGCAUUACUGCAAUGUCAGUAAAAGAAGUCCUUCAAAGUUUAGUUGAUGAUGGUAUGGUUGACUGUGAGAGGAUUGGAACUUCUAAUUAUUACUGGGCUUUUCCAAGUAAAGCUCUUCACACAAGGAAACGUAAGUUGGAGGUUCUGGAAUCUCAGUUGUCUGAGGGAAACCAAAAGCACGCAAACCUACAGAAAAGCAUCGAAAAAGCUAAAAUUGGCCGCCAGGAGACGGAAGAGCGAGCCAUGCUAGCAAAAGAACUUUCUUCACUUCGGGACCAAAGGGAACAGCUAAAAGCAGAAGUAGAAAAAUACAGAGAAUGUGACCCACAAGUUGUGGAAGAAAUACGUCAAGCAAAUAAAGUAGCCAAAGAAGCUGCUAACAGAUGGACUGAUAACAUAUUUGCAAUAAAAUCUUGGGCCAAAAGAAAAUUUGGGUUUGAAGAAAAUAAGAUUGAUAAAAAUUUUGGAAUUCCAGAAGACUUUGACUACAUAGACUAAAAUCUUUGAUGAUGAUGGAAGAUCUAUGAGCUUGUGAAUAUGUCAAUUUUUAAAUAUUAUUCAGGCAAAUAUACUGAAUUGUCAUGUAUCUGUAACUAUGUUUAUCAUUUUUUAAGUUUUCAAUAAAGUAUAAAUGCUGAUGUUCUUCACCCUUUUUUUGGUAGACUGGAAGCAAGAUGUUAAUGAUAUUCCAACAGUGCUCAUCAAAGUCAGAUGGUGCAAUUGAAACCAU
Molecule: messenger RNA, 937 nt
Organism: Carlito syrichta (Philippine tarsier)
Lineage: Eukaryota; Metazoa; Chordata; Mammalia; Primates; Tarsiidae
Gene: MND1
Product: meiotic nuclear divisions 1
Exons: 8
Coding region: 1-705 (234 amino acids)
Biological process (GO): reciprocal meiotic recombination
Cellular component (GO): nucleus
Molecular function (GO): double-stranded DNA binding
Source: RefSeq, a predicted model, not a curated record